AUUUCUGCCCGCCGUACGGUCAAGAAUUAUUUUUAAUCUUCUCGCUCUCUUCUAACCGCGCGAGGCCACACUCAUCACUUUUUAGUCAGUCAGUCGGUGUAUAGUGCGAUUUUCGGUUCGUUCUUCAAAUUGGAGAAAAGUCUUCAGCGAGCGGAUCUUCCGGCUGCGUGUUUCGUCGAGUUGUACCAGGAGAAUCACUAAACUGGCUAAGUCGAAAGCCGAGACGGCUCAACCUGGAUACCGCCAGCAGCCCGGAGUGACCAUCAAUGCGCGCGUUAUCGCCCGUGGUAUGACCGACGUGAAGAAGCUGAUCGAGCACACCUCGUCCAAUCACUUUAGCGAACCCGCCGAGGAACCUGCUGCUGCCAACCACUUGGUGGAGAUUGCCUAGAACAGCUGGAAGUGUUGCUUGAAGAGCUGAACAAACUGUUUAAGGUUUUAUGUAACGCGAGGUGAAGCUUUCCAAGAAGAAUUGGCCGUACCGCAAUUGGACGCUGGUUUGUACCGUACGAGAGUGAGUGAGUCCGCGACGAAAAUAGCUACCUCGGUUCUGUUUUGGUUGACCUGUUUGUAAACACACUAGCUGCAUCCGCAAAGUCCAAGUAGUGGAAAUUCACCGUGGCAAAACAGAUCAUCGCUGAUAACGUGCCGAACGCCAAGUUAGCGCCGCAAGAUUUCAUCAGAUAGCCGAGGAACCUCCCAGAAUCCGGUCAAGUAUUAGCAGUUCUAGGAAAGAACCAACCAAGUAACAACGCUCAGAAAGGAGCAUUGCGCCAAGUUUAACAACCUGAUCCACGGUCAAGCCGCGCUCACUCUUGUAUCCAUCGGGGCGAAACAACGUGGUUGUCGUCGUCGUCGUGUUUUGGAAUUUGCGCGCCCGCGUACAAAGUGCAAGUCUCGUCGCGCGUAAAACAACAGCCUGAACGGCAGCAGUAGCAGGCAGAAAAGGUCCUCCGGAACUUAUCGCGGCUCAGUUUUAAGUUUCACCGCUCUAGUUCUAGUGUAGUUCAACGCGACGCGUGCUUAAGUUCGCCAAACUUUUCGAGACCGUCCAAGUUACGCUUCAAAGGGGUGCAAAGUUCAAGCCUUUUCAGUGUUUGCCAAUAUCUGCGAAGUAGUUUUUUAUGCUUUUGUGACCACCAACUCUAGUUUACGCUUCAAGGUUUCAAGUUGCACAGCACAAACAGGAAGUGAUCGCGCUCAGUCAGCCUUAACGGAAAGAAGUCGCACCUUCUAGAAGGAAAAAAAAACAAAUCCCAGAAAAUCACAGCAAAUUGCAUCACGACGCAGUUCGCAGGAAAAUCGAUAAAGUGCAUCCGCUUGACAUCGAAUCAGCUGUAGAGAAGAGAUUCCCGUGGCCUUCAACCAGAAGAGAAAAUCAACUCAGCUCAGGAAGAGAUGGCCCCCAUUGCGACGACCAACGAUUCCAAGCAGGCCCACCUGCUGCUGCAGGCUGGCGAGGAAGCGGCCCUGAAUCGCCGUCCCGAUGCCAGCUACUACAGUAACCAUAAAAAUGGCCUAAACGAAGGAACCCGUCCCACCGUGAAGCCGGAACUGGCUGCCAAGCCAUGCCCCAUUGGGGCACCCCUCGUGGUGACCAUCGUGGGUCUGCCCUGCCGUGGGAAAUCGCUGGCCGCCCACAAGGUGGCCCGCCAUCUUAACUGGCGGGGUCACAGCGCCAAAGUCUUCAAUGUGGAAAGCGCUGCCACUGCAGAUACUCUCCGUGAAAUCUCACUGUUCUUCAAGGAGGGCAAUAAUGUCGCGAUCAUCGACGGCAUGCACCUGACCCGGCAGUCCCGCCAGCUGCUGGCCACGUUCUGCAGCGAGAAAGUGUUCCACCAUCUGCUGAUCGAGUUCAGCUGCACCGACAAGUGUCUCCGGGAAAACAUCGACGACACGGUCGCGUUCUACCACAACCUGGACCAGAACGUCGACUGGGAGCGGCGACUGCGCGAAAGCAACGAGCUGCACUCGGCUCUGUUUGAGGCGUGUUCACCGCUGGAGGGACCACUGAUUACGGUCAACAAUUCGGAGGACGCGCGGUUGCACUCGAUUACGGCCCGGGGCGUGCUCGGGGCCAUCCAGACGGCCAUUCUGGGUGUGCUGGCCAUUCCGGUCAUACGGCAUCGGACGUUCUAUCUGAGUAGACACGGUGAAUCUGACUACAACGUUUUGGGACGAAUCGGCGGCAAUGCAGAUCUGUCCCCUCGGGGAAUGAAGUACGCUGAGCGGUUGGCGCGACAACUUGGAGGUCCAGGAUCAGCUCCCGACUGCCCAAAACCUAAGCUGAUUUGGACCUCCGAGCUGCGACGAACGAUCCGCACCGUGCAGAACAUCCCGGGACCCCGAACGGCCAUCAAAGAUCUGAACGAAAUCGACGCGGGCAUCUGCGAGGGCCUGACCUACGAGGAGAUUCAGGAGCGCUUCCCGCAGGAGUUCGCGUGGCGUGACCAGGACAAGUUCAAGUAUCGCUACCCCCACGGCGAGUCCUAUCUGGAUCUGCUGCAGCGGGUGGACAGCGUGGUGCAGGCGCUGCUCGCCAACACGGACGUCCUAGUCGUGUCCCACCAGGCCGUGCUGCGGUGCAUAAUGGCGUACUUCAAGGGCACCCGACCUGACGACGUUCCGUACAUCAACGUGCCACUGCACACGCUGCUCAUCGUGCGUUCCUAUGGGUAUGAUUUUGAAGUGGAAACCGUUCCACUCAAGGUGGAAUGUGUGGAUACGUAUCGUAUUCAGCCAAAGAACUGCUCGACGACACGCACAACCGCGGACGCUCUGACCACGGUUCCGGCGCACUUUGACGCCCCGAUAGCGCAACCACCUCCGGCAAUGGUGGCCAGCAGCCAGGCCACGACCACGAUCAGCUAAGCUGCGGCCAGCACAGGUGUGACCAGAUUUGCUAAAACACAACACAAAGAAUGCUCUACUAGCUAUUAUUACCGCGCGCUCUGUCGCCUGGCUGAUGGACAACAGUUUAGCAGAGAAUUAACCCCGUCGAGAUGAGACAGUAUGGCAAAACGGAUUGUCGCAAAUAAAAAAAAAACAAAACAAAAAAGUCACACGAAAACCAAGAAAAAAACAAAUCUCCGGUUCUUCCAAAAAAGUUCGUACAAAUUAUUUGAAAAAAACGAAGGUGAAGGUGAAUCGAAAAGGUCUGGAAAACAUUGGAAUCCAAGCUUAAUUGAGUCGUAAUUUGUUCGGAAAGCUUUGCAAUUACCGUUGUAACCAACACUUACUAACCUUUCUUUUAACUUACUGUUUGACAAUCUUUUGGUCGCACGACCACUUUUCUGUCUAAAUUUUUCAUGAAUGUCUAGUGCAUGCAACAAGCAGACGUGAAAAGAAAUGAGAGAAAGAUGCAUUUUAUUAUACACAAACAUACACAAGAUGAGACAAACACAAAAAAAACUUAGUAGUGAUCCUAAAUCGUAUUUCAUUAAAAAAAAUGCUUGAAAGGAAUCGAAGAAAAAACUAAAAUGCAGAAGGCACCAGCACUUAGAACGACGAAAAAGAAGAAGCAAAUUGGAAUGAUGCUAGAUUUAGAAGAAGCACGAGCUAAGAAUAUAUUUAUAUACAAAAAUACCGAUACUUUUAGUUUAUCAUGUUGAUUUUUUAUUUGUAGAAAACAUGGUAUGAUAGAAGGUCGAUUCAAAAUGAAAAAGCCAUAUAUUAAACGUAUAAGAGUUGAAUAA
Messenger RNA from Culex quinquefasciatus (southern house mosquito), 3695 nucleotides. RefSeq names its product 6-phosphofructo-2-kinase/fructose-2,6-bisphosphatase 1. Gene Ontology annotation, biological process: fructose metabolic process; fructose 2,6-bisphosphate metabolic process. The transcript is spliced from 9 exons. Bases 1399 to 2871 code for a protein of 490 amino acids. Gene Ontology annotation, cellular component: cytosol. The record is from RefSeq and is a predicted model, not a curated record. Gene Ontology annotation, molecular function: ATP binding; 6-phosphofructo-2-kinase activity; fructose-2,6-bisphosphate 2-phosphatase activity. Lineage: Eukaryota; Metazoa; Arthropoda; Insecta; Diptera; Culicidae.